This is a messenger RNA of Cryptomeria japonica (Japanese cedar), 546 nucleotides long. RefSeq lists its product as uncharacterized. Gene Ontology annotation, molecular function: nucleic acid binding. The coding region runs from base 1 to 546 and encodes 181 amino acids. The transcript has 2 exons. Lineage: Eukaryota; Viridiplantae; Streptophyta; Pinopsida; Cupressales; Cupressaceae. The record is from RefSeq and is a predicted model, not a curated record.
AUGGUGGAAGAAGAAAAUCCUUUCUUUAAUCGAUAUAGAACACGUGAUCAGGAUGAUGAUGAUGAGGAAAUAUCUGAGGAAACAAUCAAAGAAGCACAACAAGAUCCCAGGUUUGGUAAAUUCAUGGAAAAAGGUACUCUAGUUGAUGAAUCUAAUGACAAAGAUAUCCUACAAUGGCUCUGCAAAGAUAAAGAUGAAUCUAAAGAAGAGGCCUCAAAUGUCAAGUUACUAACAGAUCAAUAUGGUAAUGGAUUCGAGAUAAUGCAAAAGAUGGGGUAUGAUGGAAAAGGUCCUAUUGGCAAAAUAAAGGAAGGCAUUGUGGAACCAAUACAACCUACAUCCUCCAAUACAAGAGAAAAGACAGGAUUAGGAUACAAUAAAAAGAUGAAAGAAGAAGUCACUCAAAACCUCUAUGAACAAAUCCACAGAUUGCAAGGCAGUUCUAAAACAGACUCAAAUGAAUGGGAAUGGGAUUCACCUUUUGAAUGGCCCUUUGAAGAUAAAUAUAUUGAUGUGAUACAAACAUAUGGACUUGUACUCUAUUAA